AUGUCCGAGCUGGCUACGGUUACGCCCACCAAACCAGGGUUUCAGUACGGGACAGUGUUCCCCAACGACAACCCUGGUUCCGUCCAGGGUUCGGCGGUCUGCGACGGCACCAAGGAUGCCAGCCGUUGCACAACCUGCCUCUCCGGUCUCCAACAGUUGCUUGUCGACUCUUGCAGCCGGUACGAGGGCGGCGGGGCUAAAGGCGGCGUGGUUUGCGGCAUGGCGUUUGGCAUAGUUCACUGA
Linum tenue is the source of this 243-nucleotide messenger RNA. The record is from the annotation of a GenBank genome assembly. NCBI's taxonomy places the organism in Eukaryota, Viridiplantae, Streptophyta, Magnoliopsida, Malpighiales, Linaceae.